AUGUCAAUGGUCUUUACAGAGUUUGAUAACAUGUUGAUGUAUUCAUACCCUAGGGCCAGGAACGUCUUAGCUAAGGUGUUUUACCUUCCAUGGUUAGUAAACUUUGCAGGCCCAAAUUAUGGUCUCAUACUGGAGUUAGAUAGAAAUGGUCAUAUCACCAGGAGCUUCCAGGACCCAACUGGCAGUGUUGUACCUGGUCAUAUCAGUGAGGUUUAUGAUGAUGGUAACGUGCUCUACCUCGGUAGCUAUCAUUCUUCUUUCCUUGGUAAACUGGAGUUGAAAGACUGAUGUACAAAAGCUUUACAAAAAUCUCCAAGUGAAAUAUUUACAUUUUUGGAGCUCUACCUGGAUAGCUACUAGUCUCCUUUCCUUGGCAAACUGGAAUUGAAAGAUUGAUCAUGAUGAACGAUUGCAACACAAAAAUCUUAAAGUGAAAUAUUAAAUAACCCUGACGGAACAUUAUUACAGCCAAUUUUCAUUUUACUACUUUCUAGAUUAAUUUUUAACGCUGUCAGUGCUAUUCCUUUAC
This is a messenger RNA of Pocillopora damicornis (cauliflower coral), 529 nucleotides long. Its product is annotated as adipocyte plasma membrane-associated protein-like. Lineage: Eukaryota; Metazoa; Cnidaria; Anthozoa; Scleractinia; Pocilloporidae. The record is from RefSeq and is a predicted model, not a curated record.